AAAGGUUUAUAGUAAAUAAAUGCGUUCUCAUUGACAUAGAAAACUUUGCGACUUGGUUAGAAUUGUAUCACAUUAUUGUGGAGAGAAACUGAACUUUAGGUUGUAAACUUGAUUUCUGUAAUAAUUUCACAAGUCAUUUGUAAUCGAAAGUUUCCGCACAUUUAUGUGAUUCAAAUAAAGAAUACACAAGUAAAUUAUCGAGCGGAUCAUAAACAAAUUCAUGGUUUUAAGAAAGGAAAGUAAUAAUAAUUUGAACUGUGGUGCUACAAGUAUGAAACAUCAACAAAUGAAUUUGAAUCAGUUGUUAGACGUGGUGAGUCCGGACUUAAACGGUGCUGUGGAGAAGUGUGAGGGACUCGAGUCUAAGUGUGCUGUCAAGCUUGAGGAGAAGGAACUAUGGUCAAAGUUCAAGGAAUAUACCAACGAGAUGAUCGUCACCAAGAAUGGCAGACGCAUGUUUCCUGUGUUCAAGACAAGCAUCAGUGGACUAGAUCCCAACUCCAUGUACACGAUCCUACUGGACUUUGUGCAAGUCGAGAACCACCGCUGGAAAUACGUAAACGGUGAAUGGGUAGCUGGCGGCAAGGCUGAACCAUCCGUACCAAACUGUGUCUAUGUCCACCCAGACUCGCCAAACUUUGGCUCCCACUGGAUGAAGGAGUCCAUCUCAUUCAGUAAAGUGAAACUGACCAACAAGCUUAAUGGAGGCGGACAGAUUAUGCUGAACUCUCUACACAAGUACGAGCCUCGUCUACACGUUGUCAAGGUAACAGCUAACGCCCAGAAGAAGCGAAUCAGCAGCUUCAACUUCCCAGAGACCCAGUUCAUCGCUGUCACCGCAUACCAGAACGAGGAGAUCACUGCCUUGAAAAUCAAACACAAUCCCUUUGCAAAAGCUUUCUUGGAUGCAAAAGAAAGACCAGAACAGAGAGACUAUCUGGAAGAAAGUUUAGACAACCAGCAGAGGUCUUUCUCACACUUGACAGGAACUUGGUACCUACCGCCAGGCGGAGCCCUAGUACCCCCACCAGCCCACCAGUUUCCAAAUGCUCUGAAUCUGUCCAAUCCUCAUUGUGACAGACUCAGCUUCCGGAAUUCCAGGCAUGCGCCGUACUCACAUCCGUAUCAGAGACGAUCACCUCCUAGUAGCCUUUCCCGAGACAUGACGCCAAAUCUUCCAGUUCUUAACAUUGGUGACAACUGGUCGCAGUUUUCAACGACUGCCGGUAUGCUGAACGGGAAUCCCGUCGCUUCACAGUCUCAGUAUGGCAUGUGGAUGGGAACAGCCAUGUCCGGAAACAUUUCACCCAAUCAGAGCUGUUCCAUGCCGUACCUCCGGAACGCCGGAUAUUCAAUCCCAUCAUCCACUAGUCCUACAAGUGUGUCUUCCGUUUCCGGUAGCAUGCUUUCCUCACACGCGACAUAUGACCAGUGUGACAUUUCAAACUUUGUUCCAACACCAAGUAGAGACAUUUCAAGAAACAGCAAUUGGAGUCCACUCACCCCACCACCUAUAUGAGUUGUGUCUUCUGUAAAUAGCAGUCUGUGAUAAGUAAAGGACUACCCAAGCUAUGGGUAUCCAGAGGUUGGUACACUCUCUGGCCGCCACAUACGAGUGCAAAAGGAACCUUUGUUGCCAACGUAAAGUUGUUCUAUGACAAACACACUACUCAGAGUUGGUCAUGUGACUGACUUUAUUGAUUAUGGUGCAUGACCCUAGGUCAUAAAAUUGAGAAAGCAUGUAUUUUCUGGAUAAAGUAUCAAAACAUGGCAUCUGAGAAUGGCAAUAUGGAUUUAGCCAUAAGGCAGGGGUUUGGUAAUGUUGUUUUUCAAAUUCGUAUGUGCUAGUUAAAUAGAUAAGACUAAAAUGCAUAUGUUUAUUUUGGAAUAGAGUUGAUGCGACUCUUUCCGUUCCAAUGGCUAAAGUAUGAUUGUGGAUAUAUGAAUAGAAAUGAAUGUGUAAUAUAAAUGGAUAAAUGUGAAAUUGUGUCAUAAAUGUGACCGAUACGACUGUUACAUUAUUACAACUGUAUAUGAGUUUUAACAUGUGAACAUUUCUCUAAUUAGUGUACAGUUUUGUAAUUAACUUGUAUUAAUGUAUAUAAAAAUCAAGAACUGUUGAAUAUUAUAAUA
Molecule: messenger RNA, 2133 nt
Organism: Mercenaria mercenaria
Lineage: Eukaryota; Metazoa; Mollusca; Bivalvia; Venerida; Veneridae
Product: T-box transcription factor T homolog 1-like
Exons: 7
Coding region: 221-1519 (432 amino acids)
Biological process (GO): regulation of transcription by RNA polymerase II; cell fate specification; mesoderm formation
Cellular component (GO): nucleus
Molecular function (GO): DNA-binding transcription factor activity, RNA polymerase II-specific; RNA polymerase II cis-regulatory region sequence-specific DNA binding
Source: RefSeq, a predicted model, not a curated record